Molecule: messenger RNA, 1090 nt
Organism: Cynara cardunculus var. scolymus (artichoke)
Lineage: Eukaryota; Viridiplantae; Streptophyta; Magnoliopsida; Asterales; Asteraceae
Exons: 6
Coding region: 128-955 (275 amino acids)
Molecular function (GO): phosphoprotein phosphatase activity
Source: RefSeq, a predicted model, not a curated record
GAGAUGUGCAACUAAAGAAUGAAACCAACCGUCUCCAUUCUUCCUCCAAAUUCCAAAAAAACUCAUUUAUAUAAACAAUAUCACAUCAAAAUAUCAUUACAAUCCUGAAUCAAAACCCAUUCUCGCAAUGGCAUCUAAAGAUUCCAAGUUGAAGAACCUUGUUCUUGUAUCUGAUCAUCACAGCAAAGACGAAGAUGACGAUGAUGAUGAAAAAGAAACAGAAACAGAAACAGAUUUAGGCAUUUGUUUGGAUAAACUUAAUCUUGGUCCCAAAAAGAAACUCCUCGUGAUUCCUCUCGGUGGAUUCAUCGUUCACCGAGCCCAUCGUCGUCGCCCAAACACCAUUCCCAGAAACAGCCGUUCUGAUUUCUCUUCUGGGAACUUUCUGAUUUACAGGAGGCCUUUUUGUGAAUCGUUCUUGAAGUUUUGCUUUGAAAGAUUUGAAGUGGGGCUGUGGUCUUCUGCUAUGGAGCAUAACAUACAUGCAGUUUUGACCAAUGUCAUGGGGGAUUUGAAAAGGAAGUUACUAUUCAUCUGGGAUCAAGAAGAAUGCACAGAUACUGGUUUCACAUGUCUGGAGAACAAAAAGAAGCCCUUGUUUUUAAAGGAGCUUAAAUUUCUAUGGGAGAAGAAGUACUCUAAUCUUCCAUGGAAAGAUGGAGAUUACUCGUCUUCAAACACCCUUUUGAUCACAAAUCCUGCGAAUGCCCUUUUGAAUCCUUCCAACACUGCCAUAUCUCAUCAAGAUUAUGAUCCUGACAACAAGCAAGAUGAUUUUUUAGGACCUGGUGGCGAGUUCCGAGCAUUCUUGGAUGGAGUUGCGGAUGCUACUGAUGUGCAGAGCUAUGUUCAAAGUCAUCCGUUUGGUGAGCCUGCGAUUACACCUUCGCAUCCUGAUUGGAAGUAUUAUGUGAAGGUCGUUGCUCAUUUAGGCAAGGAAGAAAUUCAUGCAUGACCAAAAACCAACUGGUUUGUUAAUUUCGUACGGAAUAAAAGCUAUUUUCUGGAGUUUGUUUUAUGAAUUGAAGGUGGUCUUGUAUUUUGUGAGCAACAUUUUAAGAUUAAUAUCAAGUAUGGUUUCUUGUUAUAA